AUGCUCCCUAGGCUUUGCGACAUUCUCCUACGAUUCAGAAUUGGAAAUAUCGCGAUCACCAGCGACGUUGAAAAAGCAUUCCCGCAAGAUCAUCUGCAGGAUAGGGACGUUACUCGGUUCCUAUGGUUGAAAAACCAGAACUCACCAGUGAUUCCAAGCAAAAUGGUGACAUAUCGAUUAAGCCGCGUCACGUUUGGCCUCAUAUGCUCACCGUUUCUCCUGGCAGGGAAAAUCAAGUACCACUUGGAGAACCAUGCACAGAACAACUACAUCGCUCGAGAAAUCGAAAUCAACACGUACGUGGACAAUGUCAUUCUAACGUCGAAUUCAACGGAAGGCGCAUUGCUGCUCUAUAAGAAGUCAAGGAUGAUUUCCGAAGACAUUAAGAUGAAUCUCAGAGAAUUUCUAUCAAACGACGAUUAUCUGCAACAACAAAUAGCUGAGAAAGACUUGAGUAAGAAUCCAAGGCAAAAAAAUCUUGGGAAUACCGUCGAGCUCGAUUGA
This is a messenger RNA of Necator americanus (New World hookworm), 504 nucleotides long. RefSeq lists its product as uncharacterized. The transcript has a single exon. The record is from RefSeq and is a predicted model, not a curated record. Bases 1 to 504 code for a protein of 167 amino acids. NCBI's taxonomy places the organism in Eukaryota, Metazoa, Nematoda, Chromadorea, Rhabditida, Ancylostomatidae.